GAUGGAGCUGAUGCCUUGCAGAGAAGAGAUGAGCUCGAUGACUGAACUGAGUCAGAACUCUGCUGGCUCCAGCUGUGGUGCACAGCAGGUGUCUGACUGGUGUCCACCUCUCCAGCAACAGUACCACAGUCUGACCAGCAGGGGGCGAACCAACUCCACACACACUCAGGAGGGUUCGUCCGUCCAUCCUCUGGUUCCCCUCCUCAUCUACAGCGACACGCACCUUCCACCUGUCGCUCCGUACAGCCAGCCAAUCAGUGAGCCUGCUGUCGACCCUCCCUCCUGGACACGCCCCUAUUGCCAUGACAACAGUGUCAGCAGCAGACAGUCAGUGAAGAAGCCUCUGAAUGCCUUCAUGCUCUUCAUGAAGGAGAUGAGACAUAAAGUCCAGCAGGAGGGACAGGAGAGGGAGAGCUCCGCCAUAAACCGCAUCCUGGGCCAACAGUGGCARGCUCUGUCCCGCUCAGAACAGUCUAAAUACUACGAGCUGGCCCAGAAGGAGCGCCUGCUCCACAUGCAGCUGUACCCGGGCUGGUCCGCCAGAGACAACUACGGGAAGAGGAAGAGGAGGCAGAACCAGCAGCUGGCAGGAAGUUCUCUCAGCUGGACUCUAACUGCUGGACGAAGCUCGUCAUGUGACAGAAACAGUUUAAACCCUGAACUUUAACCUCUGAGUUCGUGUCAAACCCAGAACUGAACCGUGUGCAGCUGUUUUCAUCCUGUGGGUUUUAACUUGGACUCAUGCAGACACAGAAAAAUAACAAAAACAUUGAAAUGAUGCCUUUUUGUUGGUUUUAACUUUUGUUUUGCCUUAAUGGUUCUUAUAGGAAUUUUAUUUAUUUAUUUUAUUUUGUUGUUUGUGUUGAAGCUAAAGUUCUGUAAAAUAAAAAAAUAAAAGAUCUGACUGCUGCCAACACUAAUGUCUUAAUUAACGGUUCAGAAAAAGCUGAAAUAAAGUGAAAAUAAUCUUUUUAUUAUUGAACACUGAGACACAAACUGAACGUGGACGGAGUCUCUGUAGCUUUAAGACAAACAAACCUUUGUUGGUUUAAAGUUUUAAGCAGCAACACUUUUUCAGUAACUCAACAACUUAACUUUACAGUAGAAAAAAAUAAACAAAUGAAACUAA
This is a messenger RNA of Austrofundulus limnaeus, 1129 nucleotides long. RefSeq names its product transcription factor 7. Lineage: Eukaryota; Metazoa; Chordata; Actinopteri; Cyprinodontiformes; Rivulidae. Gene Ontology annotation, biological process: regulation of transcription by RNA polymerase II; canonical Wnt signaling pathway. The record is from RefSeq and is a predicted model, not a curated record. Gene Ontology annotation, molecular function: DNA-binding transcription factor activity, RNA polymerase II-specific; RNA polymerase II cis-regulatory region sequence-specific DNA binding. Gene Ontology annotation, cellular component: chromatin; beta-catenin-TCF complex.